AUGUCUCGUGGUUCGCAAAAUACAGCGACGUACGAAAUGGCCACUUUGCCUCGAUGGUCGCCAGCAAAAACAAUGCUUUUGUACGCACCGAGCACGUACGAAACCGUCCGCAUCGCCGAUGCAAACCUCAUGAUGGCGCGAUGCGACGACGACUGGUAG
Parastagonospora nodorum SN15 is the source of this 159-nucleotide messenger RNA. RefSeq lists its product as hypothetical. Lineage: Eukaryota; Fungi; Ascomycota; Dothideomycetes; Pleosporales; Phaeosphaeriaceae. Bases 1 to 159 code for a protein of 52 amino acids. The transcript is spliced from 2 exons. The record is from RefSeq and is a predicted model, not a curated record.